AUGGAGCAGCUGGAUUACUGGUCACAGAGAACAAACAAGCGCCUUCUUAACUACGAGUUAAAGAAGCUGAAACCGGAAGUAAAGAAGGAGCUUGCGCACAAAAUGCUUAGGGAGUGUGAGCAAGAGCUGGGCCAAGACAGCGGCACUGCGCCAAACCAAGACACCGACUUCUACGACCCUUUCUCCACAUCUGCCGCCCUGCCUCUUGGCGCUUUCAAAGACCCCGCCGGUAAAGUCCACCUUGCUGCUUUAAACGCCGAUACCUUUACCACCCUUAAGCUAACAGAGGUUAUCCAAGAAGCAGACAAAGUCCAGAGAUUAAAAUUCGCUCUGCCUGACCCAGAAGCCCACUCAGGUUGUCUACCCGGUCAGUAUGUGCAAGCACGUGUCAAUGUUGGCGGGAAAUUCCACGAGCGUUAUCUGUCGCCCAUGAGUGCUCCCAGUGCGUUUGGUAUGAUGGAGCUUGGCCUGCGCCUUGAGACGCAUGGUGCGUUCUCCCUCGCUGUUAAGAAUAUGAAAAUCGGAGACACUCUAGAAUGCCGAGGUCCAUGUGGAGGUUUUGAAUAUUCCGCGGGAAAACUGGAUACUUUGACCAUGAUAGCCACCGGAGUCGGAGCCACGCCUGCCAUACAGCUUAUCUGCAGCAUCGCCAACGACCCCUCCGACACAACCAAGGUCAAGUUCUUCUAUCACGCCAAGACGCCGGAGCAGCUCUUAUGCCUUGAGGAGCUUACAGCACUUGGGAAACACGACAGUCGUUUCGAUUUCACCUUCUGCGUUAGCGAGUGCGACGAUUCCUGGACCGGGUCCGAGGGACUUAUCGACGCCAGCACCUUGAAACCGUUCCUGCCACCUGCCAACGGCAAGACCAACAAGACCAUCAUCUGCACUGGUCCAGUAGUCGUAAUCACUACCCUGUCUGCCCUUCAUGAGCUUGGAUACAAGAGCGACGACAUCUACAUCUAUGGUCCGUUUGGAGUCGAGCUGAUACGUGCCGUGUAUGGCCAAAAAGCCAAACUUGCAACACAUUUGCCCUGCUAG
Lingula anatina is the source of this 1041-nucleotide messenger RNA. RefSeq lists its product as uncharacterized. Gene Ontology annotation, molecular function: oxidoreductase activity, acting on the CH-CH group of donors; flavin adenine dinucleotide binding. The record is from RefSeq and is a predicted model, not a curated record. Lineage: Eukaryota; Metazoa; Brachiopoda; Lingulata; Lingulida; Lingulidae.